AUGACCAUCCCUAACCCUAGCGCAUCAUCCAUCCCUGGGCAUGUGCAAUCUCUGCAGACUCCCAAACCACAGCCACACCACGUCUCCCAGCACUCAUUGAGCACAGCAACCGCAGACAACCGUCAUGUCUCACCCUCUUCAGCUUCCGCCUCCAGCGCCGGGGAGGCUUCCGGAAGGAAAAUGAAGCGUACCGCGGCCAAAGUGAACGUCAAGCCGAGCGCUUAUCUGCAGGCACCGUCAUGGGCCACUUCUCUCUUGAAAUCAAAACCUUCAACCAGCCCAGCAGCCUCUCCUUCUGCUCACGGCAACUCUCUCUCGGCGCAAGAACUGCCCAACCUCCCACCGCCAUCUGAGAGCCCUCUUGUCGAGAGCCCCGAGCCUGUUCGCAUUACCAGCGACAUACCUUUGCCACAGGUUGGGAGCAAGGCCAACUCAUCGCCGAAGCCAUCGGACGACGACAUGGGGAAGACGUCUCUCGCGCAGAAUGCCAGGAUCCAAGCACUACAGCAAUCAUGGAUGGCAACGAACUCGGGCCCGGCUGUUGGAGGUACGACUGGCAACGUUAGCUCACCUGCGGAAAGUGUAGACGGACCCAAAGAUUGGCUUGGUGGUGCAUUGAGGAAACGUACUCUCGAGGCCUCGGAGGGCGGUGACGCAAAGCGCAGGAAUACCAAUAGCACCGGUAAACAGGAUGCUCCCAAGUCAUCCUCUACUAGUUCAGUGGCUAAAGACCCGCCAUCAUCCGAAGCUGAUCAGCCGAGCGCUGCCUCGAUUGGCAAAUCCAGACGUUCUCAGUCUCGAGUCUCUAGAGCAACAGCGGCGGAGACCAUCCCAGGAUUCAUCCCCAUUAAGAGGACGACGGAAGUCGUUCAGUCUUCCGAUGAGGCUACCGAUGACGUGAGCUCUGAUGACGCAGAAGAAGAUUCGACAGAAGAAGAUGAACUAGCCCCCGACGAACCGCAAAGCGUCUAUAUCAGCAAGCAGCGGGAAGCUCCACGCGGUAUACUUACGAGGGGAAUUCCUGAUCACUUUCAUACCGCCAAGGACAGCUCUCGGCUAUACUCCCAGCACAACUCGCUUGAAAAUGGCACUGAGCCCGCAUGCGGCGCUCUCGUGCCCACUGGCUACAAACGCUGGACAGACCCUGACUACCCUUAUAUUUGUCCCGCUCGUCAUUGCCGUCUCACAUUUCAGACUAUUCACGGCCUUGGCACACAUUUCGCGAUGAAACACAACAACACCAAGUUCAACGAUAAUCUAAACGGGACAUUAACUGUUGUUGGCUAUUAUGAAGUUCCAGGCCAAAAAAGAUCCCCUGCUAUCGUCGUCUCCAGAAACCCUCCCACCGGGAAUGAGCCGCCGAUGCCAGAACCGGAACCCGCUGGUUAUAAGCUUGCUGGCCAAACCCUUUCUCGGACGUCAUCAACACCCAAAUCUCGAGUAGUCACUCUGAGCAUGCCUCGCUCACACAGCAAUCCGUCUCCUCCGGUCUCAGGCGCUGAGGGCGACUCUGACUACAACGCCGUACUAAAGAGGGAGCUUUCCUUGCUCAGAAGAAAUCGGGAGCCGCCUGCUCCGAAAGACACCCCUCUCAUGACAUAUCUAGUUGCACAUUUGCCAGCCAACUAUAGGCUUGCAACAGAGCGGCCUGAUUUUAGGGUUCUUCUGAAGCUGCCAAUGAAGCGUUCAUUUCCAGAUUCCUGGGGGUUGAGAAACAGGGUGUCACUAACCAUACCGCCCCUAGCUGGCCUCUCUCUCCUGAUGUUUCUUACCGGCGACCUCGCCCCUACGCCUUGCUCGACAUGCGCAAAUGAACCAACCGCCAGCGGCUCCGACACAAUUCUUCGACCAUGUGUUGUAAUGUCUGCCGCCGUGCCCUCGUGGCUGAAGGAAACCACCAACCAAGCCUGCGCCUGUUGUCAAUGGCGCUCAAGCGCCAAACGGUGCAAGAAUACGUGCAACUUUUUAACAGCUCCUAAAGCCGCCCCGGGCACCAGCUCCCUGCCUGCUCCAGUCACGUCUGCUGCUGAAUCUCCCAUAGAGUCACCCGUCCCUCUUCCCCGUGCAGCGUAUCCCAGCCGUCCGUCCAUCAAGGAAGCUACUGGCGAUUCACGGCCAAGCAGUCCGCCACGACGGAUCACGAGGCAUACGCAAGUUGCUUCGAAGGCUAGCGUUGAGUCUGAUGUGCCUGCUGUGGCAUCAGUUCCCGUAUCAUCCACACCUGACCAGACGAUGCCGGCAGAAAUGCUGGAGAUGGAAGACUGGGAGGUUGCACCAGGCCGGGUGCGGGAUGAGCAGAGUGAGAUACCGACGAAUGUUGCUUUCUCAAAUGCAUACCUCACAUCGAAUCAAGCCGUCACCGUGUCCGAGGAUAUUGCCUUUAACGUCCUCGUGAUUAAGCCGGGGGCGUCCCACCAGUGGACGGAGGAAGAGGACAAGGUCCGCAUUUGCUCGUUGGCCGUGGGCAAGGUCAACGUGAACCUGGGCAAGACAGAGCCGUUCCAGAUCGGGCCGAACGGUAUGUUCAAGCUGAAGCCCGGCGUGGCCUGUUUGAUUGAAAACCGGAUGUACAUCGACGCCGUCGUCCACGUCACGUCCGUCAUGCGAUAUUAG
Molecule: messenger RNA, 2613 nt
Organism: Colletotrichum truncatum
Lineage: Eukaryota; Fungi; Ascomycota; Sordariomycetes; Glomerellales; Glomerellaceae
Source: RefSeq, a predicted model, not a curated record